AUGGCGUACGAUCCCGAGAAAGGCCUGGCCGAGGCCAAGUACCCCUCUGCGGAGCAGACCUCGCUAGAGGCAAUCCCGGACAACGGUGUCGGCAUGAUGGCCAAGAUGCGUGCGCUGGAGUCUAGGAUGGACAACAAGCUUGGUAUCGAGUCCGAGGCUAUCAAUCGCAAGCGUCCAGAGGAUAAGAGAAAGGUGCAUUGGGUUGAGGAGUUGUCAAUGGCGUUGCUGUGGGCCAGUGGUACCAUGAACACGUCUUGUUUCGCGACUGGUUUCCUCGGUUGGGAAUUCGGUCUUAGCAUGAAACAGUCGAUCUUGAUCACCAUCUUCGCAUCAAUUCUUGCUGCCACUCUUAGCGGAUUCUGCGCCACGUUCGGAGCGGCCACUGGUCUGCGCCAGAUCAGUGUUAGCCGAUACAGUUUUGGCUGGUGGCCUAAUAAGCUGGUUGCUCUGCUCAACGCUAUUCAGCAGAUGGGCUGGGCUGCCGUUUCUUGUAUCACGGGUGGUCUUGCACUGACUGCGGUUUCCGACGGUCGUGUCUCCUUGAUUCUCGGCAUCGUCAUCCUGGCUGUCGUUGCGCUGGUCAUUUCCUUCGUCGGAUUAAAGGCUAUCCUGUUCUACGAGCGAUGGGCUUGGAUCAUCUUCUUCGUGAUCUUCAUGAUCAUCUUUGGCCAGACUGGCAAGUAUGCCGAUAAUACCACUCCGGCCACUGCCACCGGCGCCAGUUUCGCGGGCGCCGUUCUCAGCUUGAUCGCAGUUGUUUACGGCUCGAGCGCAUCGUGGUGCACUAUGGCCAGUGAUUACUAUGUUCACUAUCCUGUCAACGUGAGUCGCGUGAAGGUCUUCUUCAUGACCACGUUCGGAAUUGCCCUCCCCACCUCGAUCGGCAUGGUCGCCGGCUGUGUGGUCGCUUCUGCUUUGAACAGCAAGCCCGACUGGUCCAGCGCAUACGAGGAGGGAAUCGGCUAUCUCAUUCAAGAUAUGCUCUACCCCCGUGGCUUUGCCAAAUUCCUCCUCACGCUGCUCGUUCUGUCCGGAAUCAACGUGAACGUCAUCAGUAUCUACAGUUCCGCGAUUUCCUUCCAGCAGCUUUCGCGACCGUUUGCUCGUGUUCCCCGAUUCAUUUGGACCAUUUUCUGCUUCAUUUGCAUUCUCGCACUGGCCAUUGGUGGUCGCCAGAAACUCAACACGUAUCUCCAAAAUUUCCUGAGCUUGCUGGGAUACUGGUGCACCAGCUACGCUGUGAUUCUGUUCGAGGAGCACUACAUCUUCCGCAAGGGCAACUUUGACAACUAUGAUUUGGAAGGAUGGAAUGACCCGGCUAGACUGCCUGUGGGUAUUGGUGCAUCCGUGGCCUUUGCCCUCGGUGUUGCGGCUUGGUGUGUGGGCAUGGACGAGACUUGGUUUAUCGGACCUCUAGCGGGAUUGAUUGGUGAUUAUGGUGGUGAUGUCGCUAAUGAGUUUACUUUUGUGGUCACAGCUUUGAGCUAUCUCCCUGCAAGAUACUUGGAGCUCAAGUACGUUGGGCGAUAA
Molecule: messenger RNA, 1530 nt
Organism: Penicillium cataractarum
Lineage: Eukaryota; Fungi; Ascomycota; Eurotiomycetes; Eurotiales; Aspergillaceae
Exons: 1
Coding region: 1-1530 (509 amino acids)
Biological process (GO): transmembrane transport
Cellular component (GO): fungal-type vacuole membrane; plasma membrane
Molecular function (GO): transmembrane transporter activity
Source: RefSeq, a predicted model, not a curated record